Messenger RNA from Centropristis striata (black sea bass), 6774 nucleotides. It is a transcript of the gene akap12b, whose product is annotated as A kinase (PRKA) anchor protein 12b. Bases 164 to 4516 code for a protein of 1450 amino acids. Lineage: Eukaryota; Metazoa; Chordata; Actinopteri; Perciformes; Serranidae. The record is from RefSeq and is a predicted model, not a curated record. Gene Ontology annotation, molecular function: calmodulin binding; protein kinase A binding. Gene Ontology annotation, cellular component: cytoplasm. Gene Ontology annotation, biological process: signal transduction; regulation of protein kinase C signaling. The transcript is spliced from 4 exons.
UCACAUCACUCCAGAUCCAGGACAUCCCGGGGGCGGAGCUGCACUGUAGAGCUCGUUAUUCGGACGCUUUGGAUUUCUCGCUCGCCCACAGUCGUGCCACCUUGGAGGGUUUGUUGCUUGUGUUUUUUUUUUCUCGGGAAGUUCACCUUUGUGAUUGUUCGCCAUGGGAGCAGAGAGCUCAGUGCAGCGGGACGGGAAGAGCCAGGAGGAUGCCCCAGCUUCAGCUUCAGCCUCCGCCGGUGAGCUGAGUGCGGAGGUGAGCGCGCUCCAGGAGAGAAGCAGCGUCCUUGACAGCAAGCCUCUGGAGAAAAAUGGACAGAUCUCCAGCAUGACCAGUCUGAACGGACACUCGGAGGACAACACGCUGGCAGAAGUCGGCCAGCCUGAUGGCGUGGCGCAGAAGGAGGAGGCUCCUGAGACUAUGGAGACCAUCCAGGGUGAAGUGGCUCCCCAAGUAAAUGGCGAGAAAGUGGAGAAAGAGUCUCCUGAUGCCAAUGACAUCUCUGCUAUUGAAGAGAAACCAGCAGAGGAGAAGCCUGACGAUGCCAGUGAAGUGGGCUUCAAGAAAAUCUUCCGCUUCGUGGGCUUUAAGUUCACCCUGAAGAAGGACAAAAGUGAGGAGAAAGAUCCUGUGAAGCUGCUGACAGUCAAAGACAAAGACGGAGAGGAGGUGAGUGUGACUGAUGAGCCCACAAAGGAGGAGGAGGCUGCCACUGCUGAGGAUAAGAGCACAGCUGAAGAAAAGGAGGCUGAUACAGAGGCAUCGAGCGCUGAAGCAGAAGUUAGUAAAGAUGACAAAACUGAAGCAACUGACGUUCCAGCUGAAAGCACUGCAACUGAAGCUACUGAAGAGGCAGCCAAGGAGGAAGGAGCUGAGAAGGAAGGAGAGACCGCCCUGUCCCCCUUCAGGAAGCUCUUCAGUGGAGGACUCUUCUCUAACCUGAGAAAGAAAGCCAGCAUCAAGAAGACUAAAGAGGAGGAAGAAAAGGAGGCAGCUGUUGAGGAAGAGGCAGCUAAGACAGAAGAAGCUGUAGUGGAAGAAAAGGAGGAGAAGGAUGAGGCUGAGCAAGAAACCAAGGAGGAGGCACCAGCAACUCCAGAGGAGGUGAAACCAGAGGCUACCCCAGAGCCAGAGGUAACUGCAGAAACCCCUCCUGCUGCAGAAACUACCGAGGAGACCAAACCAGAAGAGGAAGAGGCUGAAGCUAGUGCAGAAGAGGAGAAGGCUCCAGCAGAGGUGGUUUCUGAGGCUGAGCUGCUGUCGUCACAGGAGAAGGUGAAGCCCCAGGGAAGCCCCCUGAAGAAGCUUUUCACUGGAGCCGGCCUGAAGAAGCUCUCCACUAAGAAACAGAAGACCAAGAAAGAAACUGAGACAAAGCUCACCGAGUCUGGGGAGCAGGCGAGUGAGCCUGAGUCAGCAGAGGCCCCUAAAGCUGACAGUGGACCCUCAUCUCCAGAGGAGUCAGGAGAGCAUGUCAUUGCUGCUGAGGUGACGCCCAUUGAGUCCAGCCAAGAGACUGAUGGUGAAGUUGUCUCUGAUGGAGAGAAGAAGAAAGAGGGUAUCAUCGCCUGGUCCUCCUUCAAGAAACUGGUAACACCCAAGAAGCGUGUAAAAAGGCCAUCUGAGAGCGAAGAUGAAGCUGAGAAACCAGCAAAGUCUGCCACUCUGUCCUCUUCUGAGAGUGCCCCACUGGCAGACAAGAGUGUCGAGGAAGAGGCGAAGGAGGAGAAGGAGGAGAAGACAACUGAAGAAGAGCCAAAGACUGAGAAUACUGAGAAACUGGUGAGCAGCACUGAGGAGCCCAAGAAGAAAAUGGACACCUCUGUCUCCUGGGAGGCUUUAAUGUGCAUGGGUGGACCCAAAAAGAGGACAAGGAGAACUUCUGAUUCCGACGAUGAGGAGACCAAGGUUGAAGAGGAAUCAGUCGCCGUAGAAGGAGAGCAGGAGGUAAAAACUGAGGCUGCCAUUGUCAGUUCCCAAACCACAGAGAGUGAUGGUGAAGUUGUUUCCUCCCCCGAGCCUUCAGGCAACGCCCCUGAGAGAGAGUCCACCUGGGACACACUGAAACGCAUGGUCAUGCCAAAGACUAAGGCCAAAGUUGAGGAAAAGCCAGAGGAGGCUGCGGAGCAAGUCCAGUCCGACAGUGAAGCACCAAAAGACGAGUCGUCAUUCUCUCUGAGGAAGCUCUUCCCUGGGCGCAGGAAGAAGAAGGCAGAGAAACAAGCCUCCACUGAACAGGGCUCAGGGGAGGAGGACUCUGACACCCCAGCUGUGGUUCCUCUCUCAGAGUAUGAAGAAGCUGAAGCUAAAAAGGAAGAACCAGCAGAACCUGCUGAAGUCCAGAUCAAAGUGUCCACUGAAGAUAGAUCCCCCUCAUGGAUCCCAGCCACUGUCGAAGACGGAGAGGACAUACACGAUCAGCUGAGUGACAUUCCAGAGGAGGCUGAGAACGCAGCCACGCCAAAGUCUGUUGACACUGACAUAGCAGAAGAUGAAACUGAGGACAAAGACAAUCUGUCCCCCAAGGUUCCCAGUAACAGAGGGCGCAGACUGUCCACUGCUGAGAUAAAGCCUGUAGCUCAAGCUCCAUCUGGAGAAACCACUCCUGUUCCUCAGGGACCUAAGCCAGAGAGCGCAGAGGAAGUUAUUGAGGGCAAAGAGGCCCAAAUUGGUGAGAUCCCACCCCAGGAAGGUGUGACUGUUGAAGAUGCACCAGUGGAGGUGGCAUCUGAGAAAACAGAGUUUGAACCGCCAACUGAGAAUGCAGAGGCCAAGACAUGCGUCGUCCUGGAGACACAUGCCCAUGAUGAAGCCAUGCGUAUCUGCACUGGCCUGGGAACCAAGGAGAUCGCCAAAAUUGCUCUGGAGAAACCUGUAAUGCCCAUCAUUGAGCCUCUGACCGUGAUACGCGAUGCUGCAGGUACAGAGGUGUCAGUGGAUGAGAAGCCAUCAUGCACAGAGGCAGCCAUUGUUACAGAAGAUGCCGAGGUCAACGCUCAAAUGCGCCAAAUGGAAGCCACAGAGCUUGAGCCUGUUGUUGAAAGUUCCCAGAACGCAUUCUCUGACAUUCAAGCAGCCAGCGAGGGCCAAGAACCAGAGAUUGAGAUGGUUGGAGCCGUCAGCAGCCUUCUGGCAGAGUCUGAAAUCAUUCAGCCUACCGCCACAAGUGAGAACUCCCCCCGAGCUGUCGUUGUCGAUCCAAUAACCCCAACAUCUGAAGCCGAUGUUUGCAGUCAGAGCGUAGAAGUCACUGAGCACACUGUGGAAACCAAGGAGGUUAACAUGGAUGUGGAGCAGCUUGCUGCCAGCGAAGAAAACACUGUGAACGAGGUGGUUCAGCAUGUGACCCAAGAGGUAGCCUCCACCAUAUGCGAAUAUGCGAAGAGCUCCAUCACAGAGGAGACCGAGCCAGCCAUCCCUGUAGUCCUGCCAUGUGAGCAUGGUCCUGUUAUUGCCGAAUCUGUGGUUCUUGUGGCGCCAGUCAGUGUGGCAACAACAGACGUGGUGAAUAUUAAAACUGAAGUACAACCAAUCCAGGUGGAGCAGGCUGUGGUGGAGGAUAAAGAGACUGUGGAGGCCACUGUGGAGUCGGAGCAGACAGAGGAAACAAAGGAGGAUGUCCAGGAGACCAGUGAAAUUGAGGCUCAGAGCAUGGUCAUUGCCCAGUCUGUGAUUCUGGAUGCCAUGGAAAAAGUUUCAGAAGAUGCAUCUGAACCCAAGGAGCCGACCACCGCGACCGCAGUCCAGGCUGUCGCAACAACAGAGAAAGAGAUGGAGGUCGCGACAGAUGCCCCUGUCAUCACUGAAACCCCUAUUGCCAUUGUCUGUGAAAAACCAGCACCAAAGUCACCAAAGGUGCUCCAUGUGGCCAUGGAGGUCAUUGACUCAAUCCCUGUGGAGGUUACAGAGAGCCUUGAUGCUUCUGCAGAGGAGGAGAAGAAACCAGAAGAAGGGUUGAAGAAAGCUGUGGAGGUAAAAGUAAGUGAAGAGACUGUCGUAGUGGAAGAAGUGGUGGAGAUAAAGGAGGAGAGUCAGACAGGUGAGGAGCCUGAGCAGGUCGAGGAGGAACAGAGCAAAGAAAACGCAGAGGUUCAGGAGGCAGAUGUAAAAGAAGCAGCUGAGGAGCCAGAAGUGGCGGAAGCGACGCCAGAGGCCCCUUCAGAGCAGAACAAAGAGAAAGUGCUUGAGAUUCACAUGCCAGUCCAAGUGGUCCUGCAGACAGCGCAGGUGUUUGAGGAGCCAUCAGUGGAAGAAGAGGCAGUGGUCGAGUUUGACAGCAACGGCCCAGUGACUGAAGAUGUAAAACCAGAGAGCCCCGAAGCCGCAAACAAACUCCCAACGCUGUCAGAAGAACCCCAGGCGGCGGCUUCAGAAGAGGUGUCCGUCACAGAGGCAGAGGCACCAGAAACACCGUCAGGAAAGUGUGCGGAAGUGAUGGCGCAGGUGAUGGAGGUGAUCGAGGAGGCCGUGAAGGAGAUCGAGCCUGUGUCCACAGAGAUCACAGCGGCAUCAUGAGCAGCUGAAGAUGCAUGACUGAUGCCUGGGAGACACACUGUCUGGACCAGGAAGUGAGUGAUGAGGGAGAGAGAGAGAGAGAAAGAGAGAGAGAAAGAGGCUGCUCUGUGCUAACACACUGAGACUGGGCCCCGCCCAUCCCGUCCAGAGAGACUGAGUGACUGAUCAACAGCUCCGCCAUUCUCUCCACCUCCCUUUCCACCUGUACUCCAACCCCAUCCUGCAGCCCUGUCACCGCAACGUGACGUCCCACCGCCACAUCCUCACCCACUCACUCACUCUCAUACACACACACACUUUAAAAAAAAAAAAAAAAGCAUGUCCUGGGCCUCAGAAGCAUCUCAUCUGGCUUGUAUGGUGAUGCUGUUGGUGACUUUCCAUUGCCCUUGCUGCAUAAGACGAGAACCUGGUCGAAUCUGUUCGUAUGUGUGUGUUUGUAGGUGUAUAGCAGGGAGAGUGAGGUGGUGUCAGAAGGUGAAGAGAUGGAGGAUUAUUACCUUGUAUAUUGUAUUUAUAUCUUGAGUAUUCUUUCAUUCACCCCUAAGUCUUUAUUUUUUCAUUUUUUUGUCGGACAUUGUUGCCUUGUUGUUUUUAAAAAAUCCCCACAUUUAGCUGUGAUACAUCAGGUAUUCUUUAGAUCGACAUUAUAUAUAAAAUGCAGAGAAACCUCUUAAUAAAAGUUUCUAGUACAAUUUUGCCAAAACAAAUUUGCAUAUAAGUGACUGUUGUAUCGCAGCUUUUAAUAGUCAUAUUCGAGGAUUAUGUCACAACUCUGUAGCAUUUACUAGCAAACCAUGGUACAAGUAUGAUGACACUGACUGAAGAAAACAACAAGAGGGCAGAAAGUAUGGAACCAGAAAUGCUUUUGACACAAUCUCUUGUCACACUGUGUUGCAUCCCAACAAAAUAAGCUUCAUGUAGAUAAAAAGAAAAACAAUCACUGCCUGAUUUACUGUGAAAAAGACAUUGUUACACAUUGUGUCAUGUAAUAAUAAAAUAAAAUACUAUUAUAACACCUUCAUUUGAUCAGAGGUAUUUGGUAAACAGUGGCGUGCAAAGGAUACGAUUUUUGACACUGGAAGAGUCAGACUGAGUAGACACGUGCAUGUAACAAACACUUGUUUAAUGGCCAUGUUUCUGAGAUACUGUGUGACAUACUGUGUGUAUUAUUUGUGUCUAGCAAUUUAACACCUUCCUUACUACUAUAUUUAUAUUUCUUGAUGAAAAGACAGUAUGCUGAUGCCCUCUGUUGGCUACAACAAGCAACGCACCCUUUAUUCUUGAGUCAAAGUAUGAAAAUGUUCAAUCCAGUCUUAUAUCAUCUGGUCUUAUGUUGUGUUUUUCACUCAGCAUGAUGGCUCAGGUUCCUUUUAAACUGGCACUGGUUGUGGAUUUUAGAGAGGCAAAGACACCGACUGCAUGGUACCAGAAGUUUUAAAAAAAUACAACAACUCUUAAUUUAAAAUGCCAAAUCGAGUUAGGAUCAAUCAGGGAGUCAUGGUUUUUCCAUUUCUCACAGGAUGAGACACCAGUUGCAUCCAAUUAAAUUCCCAAAGCAUCCACUCAGCUGCUUUGAGUCACGCUUCAAAGUUGAGUCACAAGGCUGAUUUUUUUGCAAAUUCAUUGCAAAGGGAGUUUUCGGGUGAAGGAAUACAUCUGAAACAUUCCUUAAGUCCAGUUUUAACACCAAAGCAAACACUAUACACUGGUAUUUGUUCAUGUCCUACCAAAUUUGGCAAACUUGCACUGUGUCAAUCAUUCAGACAUCUUGAGAAUUAACUGUAAUCUAUUGAUUUUAAUUUGACACGAGCAGCUCAUUAGAAGCUCACAUUACACUCAGCUUUAAGACCAAAUGAGAGAAAGAUCAGGAAGUAUGCACCCCUGUUAGGUCACCACUUCCCUUUAGGGUGUGUCGCAUCCAUACUUGCUUUAUGUAAAAAAACAAAUGAUAAAAAAGACAGAAUGAGCUAAAGACUUUUGCUGUUGUUGCAUAAUAAUGUAAAGCAUUUAGUCGGGCACACGCCCACUUCAGCCCUCCCUGCUUUUUGUAACACACUUAACUGUGAACCUGUUAACAUUUGUACAGAUUGUAUACCUACUGUAUGUACUUAAAAUCAUAUUGUUGUAAUAUUAACUAAUAACCUGCAGCCAUUUAGCAUAAUAUUCAUGUAGCAUGGUCUUUUAUAUUUUCCAAGCUGUUAAUAGUGAGGAUAGAGAAACUUGUCUAUAUUUCAUUCAAUAAAGGUAGAGAAAACUGA